UAAACAGGAGGUCAUCACAAACAUGGCGUGGAGAGGAUGUGUGAUGAAAUGGGCAAAAACAGAGUUCGUCAGCCCUCGGAACACAACUUCACGAAGCUGCAGACUUAGUUUCUACAACCAACAGAGGUGUGGUUUCCGUCGGGAAGCCAAAAGGCCGGAUACAAAGAAAGGCAAUGUCAGCCAAGAAACAAACCCUUCACCCCCUGAAGCUGGCACACCAGGUCCCCCACCUCCUCCCAAAGCCCCCAGACCAACACUCUUCAAACCGCUGAUGUUCACAGUAGGGUUUACAGGUUGCUCCUUUGGUGUGGCUGCCAUUCUGCAAUAUGAGACCCUGAAGUCAAGAGUUCAGACUGCAAAGCAUGAAGAGGAGUCAGAAAAGUUCUUACAGGGGUCCCAGGACAUGGCGUACUGGCAUGACUGGUGGAACCAGCUGUCAGGCCUCCAGCAACAGCUCAUCCUCCUGAUGUCCAUGGCGGAUGACUUCUGGAGCAGCCUCACAGAGGGACAGAGGACUGUCACAGGUAUUAUUGCAGUAAAUGCUGUGGUCCUGUGUUUGUGGCGGAUCCCUGCAAUGCAAAGACGCAUGAUUAAGUACUUCACGUCCAACCCAGCCUCCAAAACACGCUGUGUUCCCAUGAUCCUGUCCUCCUUCAGCCACUACUCCAUCAUCCACAUGGUGGCCAACAUGUAUGUCCUGUGGACAUUCUCCUCGGGAAUCGUCUCUCUCUUGGGGAAGGAGCAGUUUCUUGCAGUCUACCUGUCUGCCGGUGUGAUUUCCACUAUGGUUAGCUACAUGUGUAAAACAGCCUCUGGACGUCUCUAUCCAUCAUUAGGAGCGUCAGGUGCUGUCAUGGCAAUCCUGGCCGCAGUCUGUGCAAAGGUGCCAGAGGCCAAACUAGGCAUAAUAUUCCUCCCCGUGGUGACUUUCACAGCAGGAAAUGCUCUGAAAGCACUCGUUGCCAUAGAUACAGCAGGGCUCAUACUGGGAUGGCGGAUAUUUGACCACGCAGCUCACCUUGGUGGAGCCCUUUUUGGAGUAUGGUAUGUGGCAUACGGUCACAAACUCAUUUGGAGGAAGAGGGAACCCCUUGUGAAGCUGUGGCAUGACAUGCGCUCUCGAGGUGCAGGUGGAUCCCGGCCUGGAGGCGCGCCUGGGGUCGAUGGUGGUAGUGGAGGACCCGGACCACAAUAAAACUCAGUUACCUCAGAAUAUGCAAGGACACUUUUAUCCACUGAGAUGGAAUGGGAUGUUGUUGAUUAUCAAUAAAUAUAGUUUUUCAUUCAAGUUUAGUAAUGAGCAUAAGCUGAUUUAAUGGUACGCAGAGACCUGAAAUUUGAAGAACAGGGCAGAGUUCACAUUUGAUGUCGCAAUCCAGAUGUUUACUGUGUGGGCUGAUACAUCUGCUGCCCUACAAGAAACAAAAUACUACAAAAUAUCAUCACUCUCAUAUCUCUCUGAAGAUGUUUAACCUUCAGCCUUCAUGUCAGUUUUUUCAUGGUCAUGUUAUAGAAAGAAACUGUAUCAGCUCGGACAGAAGAAUCAGAAUGUUGAUCCAAUCCAAGGAUAAAAUCAGUUGCUGAAUUAAAUGUAAUAUACAGUCCUGUGGGCUGGUCUUAUGUUGCUAUUAAAACUUGAGUAUCAAAGA
Seriola aureovittata is the source of this 1649-nucleotide messenger RNA. RefSeq names its product presenilin associated, rhomboid-like a (gene parla). Gene Ontology annotation, molecular function: serine-type endopeptidase activity. Gene Ontology annotation, cellular component: membrane. The record is from RefSeq and is a predicted model, not a curated record. The transcript is spliced from 10 exons. The coding region runs from base 23 to 1195 and encodes 390 amino acids. NCBI's taxonomy places the organism in Eukaryota, Metazoa, Chordata, Actinopteri, Carangiformes, Carangidae.